UUGUUUCAUUCAAAGAUGUGACUGUGGACUUUACUCAAGAGGAGUGGCAGCAGCUGGACUCUGCUCAAAGAAACCUGUACAAGGAUGUGAUGCUGGAGAACUAUAGCAACCUUGUUUCAGUGGCAAGGAGAACCAUGGAUGGAGGAGGGAGAAAUGUCAAAUUGGGCCUAUUCAGAGUUUGAAAUUAGACCCAAAAUGAAAGAAUUAGCUCCACAGAAGAGCAUUUCUGAAGAAGUAAUACUCCAUAACAUGAUAGUAUGCUCAAUUUUUGAAGACUGGAAACUUGAAGAUGAGAUAAAUUACCAGGAAAACCAAGACAAGCUUUUGAAUCAAGUUACAUUUAUUAACAAUAAGUCACUGACUGAGGAGAUAGACCAAGAAUAUAAUGCACUGUGGAAAGUAGUUCAUCUGAACAGAACAUCUGAUGAACACAUCAGAGCCUUCAUACAUAAGUCUCACCUCUCUGCACAACCAAAAUUUCUAACAAGUGAAAAAUAUAAAUGUAUUCAGUGUGGGAAAGCCUUCAGUGGAAAGUCAGGACUUAUCGUACAUCAGAGAAUUCAUACCGGGGAAAAACCAUACAAAUGUAAUGACUGUGAAAAAGCCUUUAUUCAGAAGUCACAGCUCACUGUACAUCAGAGAACUCAUACAGGAGAGAAGCCCUAUGAAUGUAGUGAAUGUGGAAAAGCAUUCAUCCAGAAGUCAAACCUCAUUAUUCAUCAGAGGAUUCACACAGGGGAGAAACCCUAUGAAUGCAAUGAAUGUGGGAAGGCUUUCAUCAAGAAGUCAGCUCUCAGUGUUCAUCAAAGAGCUCAUACGGGGGAGAAACCAUAUGAAUGUGAUGAAUGUGGAAAAGCCUUUAUCUGGCGGUCACAGCUCAUUGUACAUCAGAGAAUUCAUACUGGGGAGAAACCCCAUAGAUGUAAUGAGUGUGGAAAAGUCUUCAACAGAAAGUCAGAACUAAGUGUGCAUCACAGAAUUCAUACUGGAGAGAAACCCUUUGAAUGUAAUGAAUGUAAAAAAGCCUUCAUUCAGAAGUCAGAUCUCAUUGUACAUCAGAGAACUCACAGUGGGGACAAAAGAUAUCAAUGCAAUGAACGUGGGAAAGCCUUCAUCCGGAGUUCACAGUUCAUUGAACAUCAGAGAAUUCAUACUGGGGAGAAACCUUAUGAAUGUAGUGAAUGCAGAAAAGCUUUUAUCCAGAAAUCACAACUCAUUGUGCAUCAGAGAAUCCAUACUGGGACAAAACCAUAUGAAUGCACUGAGUGUGGAAAAGCCUUUAGCAAGAAGUCACACCUUACUGUACAUCAUAGAAUACAUACUGGAGAAAAACCCUAUGAAUGCAGUGAUUGUAGAAAAGCUUUCAGCAAGAAAUCUACUCUCAUUGUUCAUCAGAGAAUUCAUAUUGAACAGAAACACCAUAAUUCAGUACUAAUGGAAUCUGAGAAAAUUUGUAUGAGAGAGAAACGUAAAUGUAAACUAUGUGGUAAAUCCUUUAGCCGAAACACUAGUCUUAUUCAACAUCAAAGAAUACAUACUGGAGAGAAACCUUAUGAAUGUAAUGAAUGUGGAAAAGCUUUUAGUCAGAGCACUAACCUUAUUCAACAUCAAAGAGUCCAUACUGGGGAGAAACCUUAUAAGUGUAAUGAAUGUGAAAAAGCCUUUAGUCAUAGGUCAUCCCUUAGAAAUCAUGAGAGAAUACAUACUGGAGAAAAACCCUAUCCUUGUAAUGAAUGUGGAAAAGUUUUCAGCCAUAUUUCAGCCCUUAGUCAACAUCACAGAAUUCACACUGGAAAGAAACCAUAUGCAUGUGUUGAAUGUGGGAAAACCUUCAACCGGAGCACACAUCUUAUAGAACAUCAAGGCAUUCAUUCUGGGGAGAAAUCCUACCAGUGUAAGGAAUGUAAGAAAGUUUUUUGCCACAGCUCAUCACUAAUCCGACAUCAGAGAACUCACACAGGAGAAAAACUGUACAAAUGUAAUGAAUGUGGAAAAGCCUUCAGCCAUAACCCAGCCUUCAUUCAACAUCAGAGAAUUCAUACUGGAGAGAAACCUUAUGAAUGUAAUGAAUGUGGAAGAGCUUUUAGUCAGAGCACUAACCUUAUUCAACAUCAAAGAGUCCAUACUGGGGAAAAACCUUAUGAGUGUAAUGAAUGUGAAAAAGCCUUUAGUCACAGGUCAUCCCUUAGAAAUCAUGAGAGAAUACAUACUGGAGAAAAACCCUAUCCUUGUAAUGAAUGUGGGAAGGCUUUCAGCCAUAUUUCAGCCCUUAUUCAGCAUCACAGAAUUCACACUGGAAAGAAACCAUAUGCAUGUGUUGAAUGUGGGAAAACCUUCAGCCGGAGCACACAUCUUAUAGAACAUCAAGGCAUUCAUUCUGGGGAGAAAUCCUACCAGUGUAAGGAAUGUAGGAAAGUUUUUUGCCACAGCUCAUCACUAAUCCGACAUCAGAGAACUCACACAGGAGAAAAACCCUACAAAUGUAAUGAAUGUGGAAAAGCCUUCAGCCAUACCCCAGCCUUCAUUCAACAUCAGAGAAUUCAUACUGGAGAGAAACCCUAUGAGUGUAAUGAAUGUGGAAAGGCCUUUAAUCGGAGUGCACAUCUUACUGAACACCAGAGAACUCACACUGGAGAGAAACCUUAUGUUUGUAAGGAAUGUGGAAAAACUUUCAGCCGAAGUACACACCUUACUGAACAUCUAAAAAUACAUUCUGGUGUGAAACCCUAUCAAUGUAAUGAAUGUCAAAAACUGUUUUGCUAUAGAACAUCAUUAAUUCGACAUCAGAGAACUCAUACAGAAGCAAAACCCUACCAGUGUAAUGAAUGUGGAAAAUCCUUCAGCUUAAGCUCAGCCCUUACUAAACAUAAGCGAACACACACAGUGGAGAAACCUUAUCAGGGUAAUGAAUGGGGGAGAGCCUGCAGCCAUAGGUCAUCCCUUACCCCUGAGCACUCACAGUAGUAAAAAACUCUUAAGAUUGUUAUGCAAGAAAAACUUGAGGUAAAAUACUCAUUUACUCAAUAUUAUAGUGUUCGUACUGAGAAGAAACACUGUUCUUGUAAUUCAUCUGAAAAAUGUGUUAUCAUUGAU
Balaenoptera musculus (blue whale) is the source of this 3093-nucleotide messenger RNA. Its product is annotated as zinc finger protein 420-like. The record is from RefSeq and is a predicted model, not a curated record. NCBI's taxonomy places the organism in Eukaryota, Metazoa, Chordata, Mammalia, Artiodactyla, Balaenopteridae. The transcript is spliced from 4 exons. Gene Ontology annotation, molecular function: DNA-binding transcription factor activity; RNA polymerase II cis-regulatory region sequence-specific DNA binding. The coding region runs from base 139 to 2964 and encodes 941 amino acids. Gene Ontology annotation, biological process: regulation of transcription by RNA polymerase II.